AAACUUUUCUCUCUCUCCCUGUCUCUCUCUCACACGCUCCUUUUGAUUCGUUGCUUUCACCACCAACUUACCAUCGGAAAUUUCCAUUCACAACCUCCCAAAAGAAAAAAAAUAUAAUUCUCCCUUUUACUUUCUUACUCUCUUUUCUCCGCAACUUUCUCAGCACUCUACACUCCCAUUUCAGCUUCCAUGACUGAAGCACACAAACACGGCAAUCUAAAGCUUCAACUUCAACCCUUUUCACCCACGCAAUAACAAGAAACACCAUAGUUCUCAGUAAAAACCACCUGAAAAAAAAAUUCACUCUUUCUAGGGUUUUGCAUUGAAAUCCAAAUCCCACUACUCAAAAUUCAAAAUCCCCUCAACCUUCUCUCUAGAAAAAGAUACUCUUUUCUUUUUCUUUUUUUCUUUUAUUCUGUGUGGGAAGUGUUUAAAUUUUGAAUUUUGGUAUUGGGCAUUUACCUGAGAGCUUCCUCAGAAGGUUCUAGGGUGCAGGGUUAACAAUGUUGGGCCCACCCAGAGUCCGAUCCAUGAACGUGGCCGCCGGCGACGCUGAGGCGCGGCCGGUACUCGUUCCCGCCGGCAACAAAGCUCGCCCCGUCGAGGGACGGAAGCCGGCUAAGAAAUCUCCGCCGCCGGAGACGGAGAAGAAGCCGGUGGCGCAUUCCGCGCCGCAAUGCGUCUCUGCACCGCCGGCGAUUUCGCGGCGGCGGGAUCAGCAGCACCAGGCUGUGCUGAAAAACGUGUCGAUGAACGCCUCGUGCUCCUCCGACGCGUCGUCGACGGAUUCCUCCACCCACAGCAGCGGCGCGUCGUCGAGCGGGAAGGCGGCGCGGCGCGUCGUUGUGGCGGCGAGGAAGAAGUAUGGCGGUGGUCCGAAGCCGGAGAAGGUGAGUGGUGACAAUGUGGGUGGUUCUGAUGAUGUUGAUUUGAGUGAUAGCUUGGAGGGCAAGAAAAGGUGUGCUUGGGUUACACCUAAUACAGAGCCAUGUUAUAUUGCUUUUCAUGACGAAGAGUGGGGAGUUUCUGUUCAUGAUGACAGGAAACUGUUUGAGUUGCUUAGCUUCUCUGGAGCCUUGGCUGAGCUUACGUGGCCUACUAUUCUUAGCAAAAGGCAGUUAUUUCGGGAAGUCUUUUUGGAUUUUGAUCCAAGUGCUGUUUCACGAAUGAAUGAGAAAAAGAUAGUUGGACCAGGAAGUCCUGCCAACACAUUGCUAUCAGAGCUCAGGUUGCGAUCCAUAAUUGAAAAUGCACGACAGAUGUGUAAGGUAAUUGAAGAGUUUGGGUCCUUUGACGCAUAUAUUUGGAACUUUGUGAACAAUAAGCCUAUAGUGAGCCAGUUCAGGUACCCUCGCCAGGUACCUGUCAAAUCUCCAAAAGCAGAAGUUAUAAGUAAAGACCUUGUAAGGAGAGGAUUCAGGAGUGUUGGUCCAACAGUCAUCUAUACUUUCAUGCAAGUGGCUGGCCUAACAUUUGACCACCUCAUUAGUUGCUUCAGAUUCAAGGAGUGUACCUCCAAUGCAGAAGCAAUGGUCAAAGAGAGCACCCUCAACUCGAAGGAGGUGGAUCUGUUGCUGGCUGUGAACAAAUUGAGCUUCACCUCUAAGUAGUACUAAGAUGGUUUUGGUUUAAAUGGUCAUAUUGUUCAUCAUGUAGUUGUAAGGGAGAUGAGUAGAUUAUGGAGUGUACAAAAUCAAUACAGAUAUGAAUGAAAUAGCCAUCUGGCAGUUGUAUUUGAAAAGCAAAAUGAAUGACCCUUGGCAAUUCUUCAAGCUCUCUUGUAUUAAUGAUAUACUAAUUAGCCAAA
This is a messenger RNA of Cajanus cajan (pigeon pea), 1807 nucleotides long. RefSeq lists its product as uncharacterized. Gene Ontology annotation, biological process: base-excision repair. The record is from RefSeq and is a predicted model, not a curated record. Lineage: Eukaryota; Viridiplantae; Streptophyta; Magnoliopsida; Fabales; Fabaceae. Gene Ontology annotation, molecular function: DNA-3-methyladenine glycosylase activity.